AUGGGCGGUGCGCGAGGAGCAGGGCGCACGCGCGACGGUCGGGGCCGGUGCCGACCAAUCCGCGCCCGUCUGCCGCGCAGCCGCCUUGCCGCCGCUCUCCGCCCUGAGCCGCCGACCCGAGUUUUACCCGCGGCUGCUGACGGACGCUUUACUCCUGCAUGCCUGGAUGACCGUGACAGUGCCCAGCUCUUUCCCAUUGGAUCAUUCAGUAACUAUGGAUUGAACUUGUACUUUGAGGUAGACACUGAGAUACAUGCCGAGGAUACAAUGUUGUCCUCACUGAAGUCCUCUGGCUGUAUCUCUGGAGGCAUCCGUGAGAACACAGUCACCAUUCCUGCUGCUAGCUCUUCUUCUGUGGAUGACUGGUCAAGCACAGAUUCCUCACAUGGAGACGAGAAUGCCUAUCUCUGGUGCACAUCACUAUAUUUGGCUGCCUCUGCCAGUGCUGAAUUCUUUGCUGACAUUGCCCUGGCUCCUAUGGAAGCUGCUAAGGUUAGAAUUCAAACCCAACCAGGCUAUGCCAAGACCUUGAGGGAUGCAGCUCCCAAAAUGUAUAAGGAAGAAGGCUUAAAAGCAUUCUACAAGGGGGUUGCUCCUCUCUGGAUGAGACAGAUACCAUACACCAUGAUGAAAUUUGCCUGCUUUGAACGUACUGUUGAAGCAUUAUAUAAGUUUGUGGUUCCCAAGCCUGGAAGUGAAUGUUCAAAGGCAGAGCAACUGGUUGUAACAUUUGUAGCAGGUUAUAUAGCUGGAAUCUUCUGUGCAAUUGUUUCUCAUCCUGCUGAUUCUGUGGUAUCUGUGUUGAAUAAAGAGAAAGGUAGCAGUGCUUCUCAAGUCCUUCAGAGACUCGGAUUUAAACGUGUAUGGAAGGGACUUGCCCAUAUCAUCAUGAUUGGCACUCUGACUGCCCUACAGUGGUUCAUCUAUGACUCUGUGAAGGUCUACUUCAGGCUCCCUCGCCCACCUCCACCUGAAAUGCCAGAGUCUCUGAAGAAGAAGCUUGGGUUAACUCAGUAGAUUGAUCAAAGCAAAUGUGGACUGAAAUUGCUUGUUGAUCACUGUUGAGAAAAGUGCAAGAGGAACUUUUAUAUAUUUGACAGUGUAGGAAAUUGUCUAUUCCUGGUAUAAUUACCGUAGUAUUCUUGCCUAAGGCAAGAGUUUCAAACCCACUGGUGAAAUAAACCCAACUAUUAAUGAAAAAAAA
Nyctereutes procyonoides (raccoon dog) is the source of this 1204-nucleotide messenger RNA. Its product is annotated as phosphate carrier protein, mitochondrial-like. NCBI's taxonomy places the organism in Eukaryota, Metazoa, Chordata, Mammalia, Carnivora, Canidae. The record is from RefSeq and is a predicted model, not a curated record. Gene Ontology annotation, molecular function: phosphate transmembrane transporter activity. Gene Ontology annotation, biological process: mitochondrial phosphate ion transmembrane transport. Gene Ontology annotation, cellular component: mitochondrial inner membrane.